Messenger RNA from Rotaria sp. Silwood2, 5886 nucleotides. The record is from the annotation of a GenBank genome assembly. Lineage: Eukaryota; Metazoa; Rotifera; Eurotatoria; Philodinida; Philodinidae.
AUGGGUGGAAGUGGAAAAAACAUUCAUCGACAAAAACAAGAAAAAAGUCAAUGGGAAUGUCCUGUAUGCACUUAUCAGAAUGAUAAUUCUCGAACGCGUUGUGAAAUGUGUCAACAGGGUCAACAGCCACAAUUUUCAUCAGAUAUAACGUCUACGCCUGCUUCAGAUGUCUUUCAUAGGCCUGAUCUCUCUAAAUCCUCGACACCCCAUGCAUCGAAACCAUAUGCGCCACAUCAAGAGAAUGAAAGAACCGUUUAUAUUCAAGAUUUGCCGACGAACAUCAAAGAUGGCGCUGAACUAGAAAAGCGACUUCUUCAUCGCAUCAAAACAGUCUGUCACUUAGAACCGGUCGACAUCAAGUGUUAUACGAGUUUCGGCAUUGGUAUUAUUCUUGUUGCCCAAGUUCAAGACAAAAAAUAUCUUGUCAAGGAGGUUGGAACUAUCACAUUGCAUACAGAUGGAAGCGAUAAGAUAUCGUUCGUUCCUACACUAGAACUAAUUUCAUACAUUGUACUAGAUGGGAAACAAGACAAAGGUGGUACUCAUCUACUAACCACUGAAGAAAUAAGUCGCCGUUGGUCAGAGUUGUACAAGGGUGAAAGACUGCCCCAUUGUGAUCAAUUGAACAUUCAGUUUCCCAAUAUAUAUCGUGUUAUCUCUGUAUCCUUAGAUCAAUUACUCAAAAUUAAACAGAAUCCGGACUUUGCGAUUGGUGACCAAUUUGCUCGUGUCUACAUUUGUGCCGAUUGUAGUUUUCUCGAAGAUCUACCGCGAGCAUUGAGUGAAGAUCAAUUGCGACGAGCUAUUGGUAUCUCAAUUAAAAAAUCGAGUUUAUCAGUAUCAUCUCUGUACGUCCAGUUAAACAAACAGACAGGCAAUGCAUGUGUUCUUGCCACAGAUGCUGCACGACCAUGGUCAGUAGAAAGCCACUUGAUGAUUGGUGGCAAGUCAUAUUCAAAGAAGAACAGCCUCAGUUGUCGUCUUUCUCUUCAUCCUAUUCCACCGUCAUUUUCCAUCCAGAAGAUUAUCAAUCAUCCAGCAUUUGCUGGAGAAGUAAUCAAUCAUAAACAAAACGGAGAAAAUCUCAUUCUUGAACUUGGGAACAAACAUGUUUUUGAGGAACGUGUCACGGCCGGCGUGCUUCGCAUCGAUGACACUUUGCGCUUACAUGUGAAGGUUUAUAAUGCUUCCAGCAAUCCAGAAGGAAGUGAAAUUGAUACCGACACAUGGUAUGAAACAGAAAUGCCAAAAUACAAAGCGGACAUAAUGCAAUUUGUUGUUGAUCCUAAACAUGAAAUCUUUCGAUACAAGUGGAAUUCUCAAAUAUGGCUCGAACAGUUUAAAAGAACAAUACCUCACGAUCGUGAGAAUAAGAAUGUACGUGAUCGAAAAGAAACAGAUACCAAUAGAACACGUCAUCAAUUGCGGGUAACGGUGAUGUUGAAUACAAUCGGUGUCAUACUAAAGGGAAGCUAUAAGCUCGAUGAACGUGACAUUAGCUUGAAUUUAGACAGUCAAAUGAAGACAAUCGUUUACGACCAUCGAUCGAAGUUAGAACAACGUGAAAAAAUGCCGACAUCGGUUCCACCAUAUCAUUCAACACGAGUUGAAGUGGUGAAUGAAGAUUGUCUUCUUGUCUACGAACGUUUAGCCAAGAAUGAUCAACGGCCACUUCUUCUUAACAUGGCCAAUGCCACGAAUCCCGGUGGUGGCUAUCGAAAAGGUGAUGGAGCACAAGAAGAAAAUCUUUUUCGACGAUCGGACUAUUGUCGAAGUCUUGACGUUGGUCUCGAUGACGUGCACAAACGACCAAGUACACGUUACCAUUGCUCAUCGAAUUGUAAACUUGAUCGUCUAUCUGACGAUAGCACUAUGUAUCCGAUGAACGAAUUCGGAGCUAUCUAUACAUCAGGUAUAACUGUUUUUCGUCAAUCCGAAGAUACCGGAUAUGCCUUUAUGAAAAAACCUCUCGAAGGUGUUUGUUCAUUAGCAAUGGCUGCUUAUCGAGAUCCAAAGUUAGAUGGAAAUAUGUUAGCAGGAAAAUAUGCAGUGGGAAUGAGGAAAAAAAUUGAGAACAUAUUUGCUAUUGCUUAUCACCAUAGACACGAAAGUUUAGUACUAUCGGCUAUUGGCUGUGGUGCAUUCAAGAAUCCUCCCGAUCAUGUUGUGCAACUCUUUCGUUCGGUUAUCGAACAGUAUGCAGGAUUCUUCAAGUUGAUUAUAUUUGCCGUCAUUGAUGAUCAUAAUUCCGGCAGUCAUUUGAAUCCGAAAGGUAACUUCAAACCGUUUAAAGAAGCUCUUGAUGGAAAUACCAUAGAACCGUUGUCUUCAAUGAAUAAACCAAAUACAAUGUUUGGUCCUUAUCUACUUUUAUCUGAUGGUUCAUCAGUGGGUGAUAUCUGUAUUUUUGAUCUGCCACCGUGUCAAUUCGGUGCUAAAUGCAAUGAGAUGCAUGAUUCUAAACAUUCUCGAGAAUACUCCCAUCCACCUCUUUGCCCAUAUGCAUCCGUUACGGGUAAAUGUCGAAAGACUAAGGAUGUUGUGCAUGUAACCUCAUUGAUUCAUCGACAACUAUGUCAACAUGGUGGUCAAUGUUCACAGAUCGAUGACGGAAAGCAUAAUCAAGAGUUCGGACAUCCAAUAUAUUGUCCAGACGGAGGAAAAUGCCAACAGAUGACAUAUGAGCAUUUGAUAGAAUUUCGCCAUUUACCACUAUGUGUAAAGGCUCAGAAAUGCAUUGAAUAUCAGAAGAAUAUUAAACCCCAUUGUAAUGCUUAUCGCCAUUGUACACCACAGUGUCUGUAUGGAAAUCACUGUGUCAAUUUUCACGAUAAACAACACAUGGAUGAAUUUGCACACCCGUUUCCUACUCCUUGCCCGUUUACACCAUUUCAAUGCAAAUUUCACGACGAAUUCACAGAUGCCGCUGACAGCCGCAAACGUUCAUCUAGCGUUGAGCAGCAUUGCCUUGAUUAUGCUCACGUAUGUCGAGCUGGCCGUAACUGUGACAAUAAAACAGCGUUGCAUUUAAAAAAAUCCAUUCAUAUUGCUCGUUAUGUCUGUCUGAAGGAUGGCAAAUGUAAACAGCUUAACGAUGAGAAUCAUUUGAAUUCGUUCACACAUUCGAAUAUUGAUGAUGUGCGACUCCCAUGUAAAUAUGAUGAUCGAUGUUACUAUCGUCGUCAACCUGAUCACGUAACCAAAUAUCGACAUGCCGUAACUUUCGAGUAUGGUGGCAUUUUACGUUACUACAACUUGAAUAAGGACAUUGACUUUGUUGAAAAUCAAAAGAAUAUUAUUGCACGUGUCACAGACUAUGUUGAAAAGAACAAUUGGAAACCACUACCAUCCGGAUCUGUUCCUCGUGAAAUUCUCGAUUGGUUGCGUUCGGUUCAACCUAUUCAUCGAUGCAAUCGGAUUAUAUUCGAAUCGAUCCUUCUUCAUGGACAUGUCAUGAGUCGAGACUAUAUGGUCAACUUAAAACAUUCGAAAUUCGUUGCGAACUCUGUUUUGCAACAUGGUCGAAUACGACGCAUUGGUGCAUUACGAGAGAAACUCGUGGAAGAACGUGCUAAUGAAUAUAUCAUCGCCCUAGUCGAAGAUAUCUUUGAGAAAGAAGGAUUCUACACUCAUCUGGCGACAGUCGCAGGUGAAGAAGGGGCCUCAGCACCACUGGUUCGUGUUUAUCAAACGUCCUGUUCGGAAGUUAUUAAGACGAGGGAGACAUUUCUCUCACGUAUACUCAAAGAGAACGAUCUGGAUGCUAUACGAAACAAUGCAUUGGAAAUUGCUCGAGCUUCCAUUAAACUUCACAUGAAUCCAUCGGGAAUUGGGUUCUCCAAGGACAAAGAUUUGGAAACAGACAAAAGUGUGUUUAGUAUUCUCGGACCUAAUUUGGGACACUACUAUGGCGAUGUUAUCAUUGUUUUUAAACGCGAGAUUUUACAUCACCCUGAUGCUAAUUUUUGUAUUCAAGCAGCAACAUCGUUUGCCAGCGGAAGUCUAUUUACUUUGCGCCCAUGGUGGGGUUCGGAUCCUGGUUCACUUGACGAACGAGUCAAAUUGUAUCACCAAGCAAUAUUGAACGCAUCGGUUCCCGGCUAUGAAUAUGCAGCUGCUCUUGAAUUGAUCGCCUUUACAAGUUUGGAUUUGAAGUUGAAUUCAAUGGAUAUUGAUCUUGAUCAGAUUCACAAACGUUGGCUCAACGUCGAUGCACAUUUGACCGUUGAAGGCCAUCUACCGCGACUCAUUCCGUUGAGCUAUAUCGAUCAUGUCUAUAUGCCAAAAAAUUUUUACGAUUCAUUCAGUGAUGACGUCCGUAAGGCAAUCCAUGCAAAUUUCAAACAUAAUUUCACUAUUGUAUCGUUCGAUGGCGACCCUAAUCAGCCGCGUGGACCUCAUACGCCAGUACCGAAAUCAAAAUCUCGUGCUGGUUUUCAAGAUUUUGUUGUUAAGGAAUUGUUUAAACAAUAUUCUGAACAAAGAAAAUAUCCACCAUCGAGACCUGUUCAAGGUACAGCAAUUACAAUAGCAUCAAGUGAUUUCACUAACCAUUACAUGUUACCACUAACCAUUAAGCAAGCCUACCAACAGUACUGUUUUCAAAACAAACACCGACCACGAGGAAAUAUGACUUAUAUCUAUUGGCAAGUGGUCAACGGUGACAUGAUGUUGACGCUAUGCAAUGAACCAAUCGAUCAGGACAAUAGACAACCAGAUCUUCGUUGUUUAACAUGUUACGUUGCUGGAAAACCAAAAGCAAAUAUCUUGCCUUAUCAUGAAAAUUAUUCGUAUCUGAAUAAUCAUCAACCAUUUAAACAUUUGGUUUUAAAAGAGAGUAACAAAUUCGCUGCUAGUUCGAAUACAUUCUAUGUUGGAUGUAAUACCGACGAUCUCAUGACAUUUUGUCUUGAAAUUGAUCGUUCAAGUGGUACAGUCACACUGUCUCAUGCCGGUCCGAAUGGAAUCUACAAUCAUGAAAGAAUUUCUCAUGCAUUUAGCCGAGGAGCACUCGAUUUAAAUCAAUUGAAUUUUAUCCAUGUCAGUGCCGGUUCUCAUGCAGUUCCGAUUCGUAAUUUGAUCAUUUGUUUCGAGAAACAAGUCGAUUUCCAUCCGACAUUCGAUAAAGAUUAUAGGGAAGUUCCUUCACCAUCACCAGCACAAAAUAAGAAAAAUGAUAAUGAUGCUAGAAUUCCAUCACCUUCUUCGCCAAAAAAAGAUGCUGACGAGAAAAAAUCUGGCGGAUUUUUCGGCAUGAUGAAACGUUUCUUUGUCGGCGAUGUAGUACCUUGUCGCGAUAACGUCAACUGUCUUAUACAGUAUUCUAAAACCGAUAGUGUUGCACACAACUCGAAAUAUUCACAUCCAUGUCCAUACUCGGAACUCUGUCGUGAGAAGGAAUCUUAUCUUACACAUGAACCCCAUAAAGUAUCUAUGUGUAAGUUUGACAAGAAAUGUGACCAGAUAAUUGAUCCGUUUCAUCGAGCUGCUUAUCGUCAUACGGAUUUACCCGAUUUUCUUAAACCGUGUCAUGAUCAAAGUGCAUGUCGCAACGAGUCGAGAAAACAUCGGACAAAAUACUCACACGGUGAAAAAGUCUAUGGAACGAAAGCAAAAGAAGUAGCACGAGAAAAAUCACCACGACGAGAUCGACACGAUCAUAAUCCAGAAAAACCACAAUGUAACUGGGGCUCAACAUGUCGAAACAUUGGAAAUCAUCACCAUUGUAAAGAAUUUUCACAUCCUGUUGUCGGUAGUGAAGACGUACCACAAGAGAAAGAUCAUCGAACUUCUUGCAAAUACGGUGUACACUGCCGAAAGAUGGACAAUGAGCACCAUCGAGCAAAAUAUUCCCAUGUAAAAGAUGAAAGUCCAUCAGACGAUUAA